Drosophila guanche is the source of this 613-nucleotide messenger RNA. RefSeq lists its product as uncharacterized. NCBI's taxonomy places the organism in Eukaryota, Metazoa, Arthropoda, Insecta, Diptera, Drosophilidae. Gene Ontology annotation, molecular function: odorant binding. The coding region runs from base 4 to 603 and encodes 199 amino acids. The record is from RefSeq and is a predicted model, not a curated record. The transcript has 3 exons.
ACCAUGCAGCCCAUAGUUCUGUUGACUUUCAGCUGCCUGUUCUGGUGCUCCCAUGCCCUCAGCAUUGACUGCGAGAACCCAGAGGCCAUCAAUGAGGAGCACAUCCACUGUUGCUGCAAGCAUCCCGACGGCCACAACGACCUCAUCGAGAAGUGCGCCAAGGAGACGGGCUUCCAGCUGCCCAGCCAGACGGAGGAGGCAAUGGUGGACAUCACAGCGGAUCGGGCCAUACGUGGCACCUGCUUCGGCAAGUGUGUCUUUGGCAGCCUGAACUUCAUCAAGGACGAGCAGGUGGACAUGGAGGCGGUGCGCAAAUACUUCGGCUCCAAGUUUGCCGACGAUCCGGAGUAUGCCAAGGAAAUGAUUAACGCCUUUGAUCAUUGUCACGGGAAGAGCGAGGAAAACACUUCCAAGUUCCUGUCCAAGCCCAUCUUCCGCCAGAUGUCCCAUCAGUUCUGUGAGCCCAAGUCGAGCGUGGUCCUGGCCUGCGUCAUUCGUCAGUUCUUCCACAAUUGCCCCGCCGAUCGUUGGUCCAAGACGCAGGAGUGCGAGGACACUUUGGCAUUCAGCAAGAAGUGCCACGACGCUUUGGCCACGCUCUAAACGUGUCUGG